UGAAUUGCAGCUGGCAGCGCCGCGUUCAGUCCUGUCACUAUUGUCAGUCGCAGUGUAGUAUAAUUUGUAAAUAGGGUGUUGGAGUUUUAACCCUGAGUUUCCUUAUCCUCGCAUUGCACCAAGGCUUCAAACACCCCCAGCAGUCAAAUAAGAUUUUAGGGUAGUGAAAGUAUCUGGCAGCCCUUGAAAAUGCCAGCUGUGCGAGGAGAUGGAAUGCGUGGCCUGGCGGUCUUCAUAUCUGAUAUCAGGAACUGCAAGAGUAAAGAGGCUGAGAUCAAGCGCAUUAACAAGGAACUGGCCAACAUUCGUGGCAAGUUCAAAGGAGACAAAACACUUGAUGGUUACCAAAAGAAGAAGUAUGUGUGCAAACUGCUCUUCAUCUUCCUGCUUGGACAUGACAUCGAUUUUGGCCACAUGGAGGCAGUGAAUUUGCUUUCAUCAAAUAAAUACUCUGAAAAACAAAUUGGUUAUCUGUUUAUAUCUGUCUUAGUAAAUACAAACAGUGAAUUAAUCAAACUUAUUAUACAAAGCAUAAAGAAUGAUUUGGCGUCGAGGAAUCCAAUUCACGUUAACCUGGCUUUACAAUGUAUUGCAAAUAUCGGUAGCCGGGAAAUGGCUGAGGCUUUCGGUAAUGAAAUACCAAAGCUUCUUGUUUCUGGAGAUACCAUGGACGUGGUCAAGCAGAGCGCCGCGCUGUGUCUUCUGCGGUUGUUCAGGACAUCCCAAGAGAUCAUCCCUGGAGGCGAAUGGACAUCCAGGAUCAUCCACCUAUUGAACGACCAGCAUAUGGGUGUAGUCACUGCUGCCACAAGUCUGAUAGAUGCUCUAGUUAAGAAGAACCCAGAUGAAUACAAAGGAUGCGUUUCUCUAGCAGUCAGCAGAUUGAGUAGAAUUGUAACUGCAAGUUAUACUGAUCUUCAAGAUUACACUUACUAUUUUGUACCAGCUCCUUGGCUAUCUGUAAAAUUACUUCGUUUGCUUCAAAAUUACACUCCACCAGCUGAGGAUCCUGGCGUUAGGGGCAGAUUGAAUGAAUGUUUAGAGACAAUAUUGAAUAAAGCUCAAGAGCCACCAAAAUCGAAGAAAGUUCAGCAUUCAAAUGCAAAGAAUGCAGUGCUUUUCGAAGCUAUAAGUUUAAUAAUUCACAAUGACAGUGAACCGAAUUUACUAGUUAGAGCGUGCAACCAGCUCGGACAGUUCUUAAGUAACAGGGAAACCAAUCUCAGAUAUUUAGCGCUGGAGUCGAUGUGCCACUUGGCCACGUCGGAAUUUUCGCAUGAGGCCGUUAAGAAACAUCAGGAGGUGGUGAUUCUAUCCAUGAAAAUGGAGAAGGAUGUCUCCGUGCGUCAGCAGGCUGUAGAUUUGCUGUACGCUAUGUGUGAUAAGAGUAAUGCCGAGGAGAUUGUUCAAGAAAUGCUAAAUUAUUUGGAGACAGCGGACUAUUCGAUAAGGGAAGAAAUGGUCCUGAAGGUAGCCAUCCUGGCUGAAAAGUACGCUACUGAUUAUACAUGGUAUGUGGACGUAAUAUUGAACUUGAUCAGAAUAGCAGGUGAUUACGUAUCCGAAGAAGUUUGGUACAGAGUUAUCCAAAUUGUUAUCAAUAGGGACGAGGUACAAGGGUAUGCUGCCAAAACAGUAUUUGAAGCUUUACAGGCUCCAGCAUGCCAUGAGAACAUGGUCAAAGUGGGUGGUUACAUCCUUGGGGAAUUCGGCAAUUUGAUUGCCGGCGAUCAUAGGUCGUCCCCAUCUGUACAGUUCCAAUUGCUACAUUCUAAGUAUCAUCUAUGUUCACCAAUGACUCGCGCACUUCUACUUUCCACCUACAUCAAAUUUAUCAACUUGUUCCCUGAAAUACGCACACAUGUACAGGAAGUGUUCAAACAGCAUAGCAAUCUGAGAUCAGCGGAUGCCGAGUUGCAACAACGUGCUUCGGAAUAUUUGCAGCUUAGCAUUAUCGCAAGUUCUGAUGUACUCGCUACUGUUUUGGAGGAGAUGCCGGCAUUCCCAGAGAGGGAAAGUUCCAUAUUGGCGGUGCUGAAGAAGAAGAAACCUGGACGGGUACCAGAGAACGAAAUCAAAGAAGGCAAGAGCCCAACACCAGUUACUAAUCACAACAAUGAAACCACAAACAGCAACAAUGCAGUAUCCAGCGAUUUGUUGGGCUUGUCUACACCUCCAAUUGCUCAACCAGGCAAUACCGGUGUUCUCCUGGAUGUUCUUGGUGACAUAUACGGAGGGAAGCCCAAUAACUCGACUCCAACUUCAACUACGAGUAACAUGUACAAUCCUAAAAAGUUUGUAUGCAAGAACAACGGGGUUCUCUUUGAGAAUGAUUUGAUUCAGAUAGGUGUCAAGAGCGAGUUUCGACAAAACUUGGGACGCCUUGGACUCUUCUAUGGUAACAAAACAACCAUGCCAUUACACAACUUCGUACCAAGUUUGCUUUGGUCGGAGGAUCAAUCUUCCAAACUAAGCAUGCAGAUGAAACCCGUGGAGCCGACCUUAGAAGCUGGCGCCCAAAUCCAACAGAUGCUUAAUGCUGAAUGUAUCGACUAUUACACGGACGCACCUUCCUUAGUCAUCACAUUUGUUUACAACAAUAUGCCACAGAAAUUUACUUUGAAACUUCCUUUGACGAUCAAUAAAUUUUUCGAACCUACUGAGAUGAAUGGAGAGUCGUUCUUCGCCCGUUGGAAGAAUCUCGGCAGUACAAAUCAACAAAGAUCCCAGAAGAUCUUUAAAGCUUCAACGCCUAUGGAUCUUCAGGCAGCAAGAACCAAGAUCAUGGGUUUCGGUAUGCAACUUCUGGAUGGCAUCGAUCCGAAUCCUGAUAACUUCGUCUGCGCCGGUAUUAUUCAUAUGCGUGCAUUACAAGUCGGCUGCUUAUUACGCUUGGAACCAAAUAGAAAUGCUCAGAUGUAUAGAUUAACUGUUCGUUCAAGCAAAGAACCCGUUUCUGUUGAAGUGUGUGAUCUCUUGGCUGAUCAAUUCUAAUUUUCUGUUCAUUUUUGUUUUCCUUCCUUCUAUAUUAAUUAAACAAUUUUGUUACAAAUGAUAGGGUGCAUUCCAAAUAAAAAAAAAAGAAGAGAAACACUGAACUUACGCACUUGCCCGGAAUGGAAUCAGACAUAGGUGUGCUCGUAGCUUCCUAAUAAUGCAAAUAGCUUGAUAGAUCAAACAAUAAAAAAAUAAUUACGAUUGAAUGAAUCGAGACAAUAUUCAAAUUUUUAAUUACGACGUCCCUCCUAGAUGAUCAAACCAUGUCUACAACUGGAUGUAUAUUGCAUAUAUUAAUUUGUAUUGAAUCGAAGAAAAAAAAAACUAUUAAGGGAUUGUUAUGUAAAAUGGUAUAUAUUGAAAAGUUUAGUUUAGGAUAAUUACAGAAGUCUUGUAAGCUAAAGGCCAGAAUAGAAUAGGUUGACUUGUAUGAAAAGAGGUUCAUAUUUUUGAAAGGGUUCAACUGCGCUCGCGUUACCCCCGCGAGUUCUAUAUAUCUAUAUAGAAUUGAUUCUUGUAUUUCCAUGUUAGUGUAUUCACUCAACUUCAACCUCUGUCUUCUGUGAACGGAUAUUUAAUCUCGAAACGCAAAUUGUAUUACUGUGAGAGUACCAUAAGUGUUAGUACACGUUACAAAUUAUUGAAAUGAAAAA
Messenger RNA from Nicrophorus vespilloides, 3650 nucleotides. It is a transcript of the gene AP-2alpha, whose product is annotated as AP-2 complex subunit alpha. The record is from RefSeq and is a predicted model, not a curated record. The transcript has 8 exons. Gene Ontology annotation, cellular component: AP-2 adaptor complex; membrane coat. The coding region runs from base 190 to 2994 and encodes 934 amino acids. Gene Ontology annotation, biological process: intracellular protein transport; clathrin-dependent endocytosis. NCBI's taxonomy places the organism in Eukaryota, Metazoa, Arthropoda, Insecta, Coleoptera, Silphidae. Gene Ontology annotation, molecular function: clathrin-cargo adaptor activity.